CAUAAUGUUUGCUCAUGGAACCCCAUGGCAUGACGGUCUCACGUCUGUUCCCCUCAAAUAGAGAAAUUCGGAAAACGUCCAUGAUUCACUUCCCUUGCCUACCUUUCUGUGUCCCCCCCUUGGGAAGCUGCCUCCGCUAAAUUAGUCUCCAUGACGUCUGAUACAUAUCAUCCUAAUAAGACCUUCAAGGACGUUGUUAGGCACUUUGCUCCAGCAUGGUUUGCCGUCAUCAUGGGCACAGGCGCUAUCAGCACCCUGUUCCAUGCGUUCCCCUACGGCACUGGUUCCCAGGGAUUGAGAAUAAUGACACUCAUAUUCUUUUUCCUCAAUUUAUGCCUUUUCAUCACCUUCUGCGCCAUCUCCCUCGUCCGUUAUAUCACGUUCCCCGACAUCUGGGGUAUCAUGAUCCGGCAUCCUGUCCAGAGUCUUUUCACCGGUACUUUCCCAAUGGGUGCUAUCACAAUUCUGAACAUCGCUGUCAGCCUCAUCCACGACGACUACGGUUUUGGCGGUAAGCCAUUCUUGUACGUCCUAUGGGCCUUCUGGUGGUUGGACGUGAUAAGCUCCUUCCUUUGUUGCUUUGGUGUCAUGCACUUCAUGAUAACGGCCCAGAAACACUCGUUGGAAUCUAUGACAUCCGUUUGGCUCUUACCCGUAGUCACAUUGAUUGUCGCUUCGUCAGGCGGCUGGAUGAACCAUGCGGUUAUCACCGCUACGUUCUCUAUAUUCAUGGUCUCCAUCGGACUCUCCAUUGCCUUGAUGAUGUUGACGGUGUACCUGCUGCGCCUCGUUGUUCCAUGGCCUCCCAGCCGGCGCGGGAAUAACAUCGGAUACUCUAUCCUUCUUCUUGGACAAUUCUUCAAAUCCGUAUUACCUCUUAACUACGGCGAUUCCGAAUUAUUGAAUGAUGCGGCGACUGGUGCCACGAUACAUGUUAUCUGCACCAUCAUUUCCUUGAUUCUGUGGUCCCUUGCAUCCAUGUGGUUAUUCUUCGCCGUCCUAGGUGUACAGAACGUCCUCCGUCAAACACGAAUUCCCUUCAAGGUACAAGUCUGGGGCAUCAUUUUCCCGAACGGUGUAUACGCUAACCUUACUCUGAGUCUCGCCAGCACUUUCGACUCGCCGUUCUUCCGCGUUUGGGGUUCGAUUUACUCUGUUGCGACGUUGAUUGUCUGGUGCUUAGUUGCAUCCCGCACGGUUAUGUUGGCAUGGAACAAGCAGAUAUUUGAGGCCCCGUGUUUGGGUGAUAUAGAUAUGGCUCAAAAGAACAAGUGCAAAGAGACGGAACUGCAGGCAAUCAACCCUGUCUGCGCUAACGGAAAUAGUACCGAUACUGUACAUUUAACGUGACUUGCUUAAUCACCUCUUAGAUAGAAUGAGAAAUUUUUUGUAUU
Desarmillaria tabescens is the source of this 1394-nucleotide messenger RNA. RefSeq names its product voltage-dependent anion channel. Lineage: Eukaryota; Fungi; Basidiomycota; Agaricomycetes; Agaricales; Physalacriaceae. The transcript has 6 exons. Gene Ontology annotation, cellular component: plasma membrane. Gene Ontology annotation, biological process: sulfite transmembrane transport; transmembrane transport. Gene Ontology annotation, molecular function: sulfite transmembrane transporter activity. The record is from RefSeq and is a predicted model, not a curated record. The coding region runs from base 151 to 1350 and encodes 399 amino acids.